AUGGAACAGAUGGGUGCUGCCCUAACCGAGCUGCUGUCACGUUCUACGUCGCAGAACAGCCGAUGGAGUCAUCCUAGGCUGGUGCUUCUUGGUGGUGACCACUCUAUUGUGCUUCCCAUGCUCCGGGCUUUACAUAAGAUUCGACAAGAGCCUGUCGCACUUCUCCAUUUCGAUGCACACAUCGACACGAUGGAUCCUGACUCAUAUCCAAGGAAGGCCUGGAAGUCGCAAGCUUCUGAGAUUCAUCACGGGACCGUGUUCUGGCAGGCAGCUCAGGAGGGUCUCCUUCUCCCGGGUCAUCUAGUUCAUGCCGGUGUUCAUGGUAGAGUUUCGAGCUUGCAGGAUUUCCACAGCGACGAUUCCCUCGGAUUUCUGCGCAUUCCUGUCGAAGAGAUGGACGAUGAAGGCGCUGAUGCUAUCAGCAGGAAAAUCUACAACACAAUCGGGGAAGAUGUGCCCGUGUAUGUCAGUAUUGAUAUUGACGUACUUGAUCCGGCAUUUGCCCCGGGAACCGGCGCUCCCGAAACGGGCGGUUGGACGUCUCGCGAGAUGAUGAGAAUCAUGACUGUCCUCUCCAAGUUGAACGUUGUUGGCCUUGAUAUUGUGGAAGUUACUCCAGCCUACGACAGCGCCGGGGGUGAUACGGCAUUUGCAGCUGCAAAUCUUGCCUAUGAAGCCAUCUCAAUGAUGGUUCUAAAGGAAAUGGAGACCGGUAAAUUUGAGACGGAGGCGGACUACAAGGACCAAAGAGAGGAAUUGUAA
Molecule: messenger RNA, 762 nt
Organism: Trichoderma aggressivum f. europaeum
Lineage: Eukaryota; Fungi; Ascomycota; Sordariomycetes; Hypocreales; Hypocreaceae
Exons: 1
Coding region: 1-762 (253 amino acids)
Molecular function (GO): agmatinase activity; metal ion binding
Source: RefSeq, a predicted model, not a curated record